Messenger RNA from Fonsecaea erecta, 948 nucleotides. RefSeq lists its product as hypothetical. NCBI's taxonomy places the organism in Eukaryota, Fungi, Ascomycota, Eurotiomycetes, Chaetothyriales, Herpotrichiellaceae. The transcript has 2 exons. Bases 1 to 948 code for a protein of 315 amino acids. The record is from RefSeq and is a predicted model, not a curated record.
AUGGUCGUGCCUCGGACAGUUGAUGUAUAUGUCCUUCCAACCGGAUAUCUCUGGCUCCCAGAUCGCUGGAUCUUUGCUGAUGGAGACUUGAAAGUCCGCCACCUGUCUCCAGACUAUAGUUUCCUCAUUCAACACCCUUCGGGCCAGAAUGUACUGUUUGAUCUUGGCAUGCGCAAGGACCUGGACAAUAACCCCAGGGUCAUUAGGGAGGAUUAUGAUGCAAUUGAGCCCUACGUUCCCAAAGAUGCACACGACCUGCUCUCAGAGGGGCCAGUAAAGCCAGAGCUCAUUGAUAUGGUGGUGUUGAGUCAUAUGCAUUUUGACCACAGUGGGGAUGUUGAGCGCUUUCCUCGAUCUAAGAUCAUUGUCGGGCCGGGAACGCGAGACUGCAUUCAUCCAGGAUACCCGACCAUUGAUGGUUCGCCUUUCGACGGCUCAGUGCUCGCCCACCAGGGGUUCAUUGAGCUGGACAUAUCACAAUACGGUCGACUUGAGGAAGCUUCUGUGCCCCCUUCAUUCGCCUUUGAGGAAGGGGUAGAUAUCUUUGGCGAUGGGUCUUUCUUCAUACUUGAUGCGCCGGGUCAUAUGCCUGGUCAUCAGAUGGCGCUAGCACGGACUGGUGAGGAUGAAUGGGUUGUUAUGGGAGGCGACUGCUGUCAUCAUAGGGAUUUGCUCGAACAUCCGUCUCGAGACAUCAGCAUCGACGUGGGACCAAACGGUCAGCCUGGGUUUCACAAAGAUCCAGUCAGCGCAAGGAGAACCAUCCAGAGGACCAAGGCUUUGCACUCCAAUCCGAGUGUCUUUGUAGUACUCGCCCAUGACGCUCAGAUUGACGGGAUAGUUCCGGUGUAUCCACAGAAGCUGAACGGAUGGCGAGAAAAGGCCUUGAAGGCACAGGUUCGGCAUCAAACCCUGACGAUUGAGGAGGUCAAAACGAGAUAUAAGUAG